GUUGUAGUAGUUGUAGUAGUUUGUUAUUGUGUAUAUUGCUGACACUUCCCUUCUCUUCUACUCAGCGGUUGCUCCAGAAGUCCCAUCUGCACACAGUGUUUGAGAGCUGCAGUCCUGCUGCCAGGACUCUGCUGGGCCGCACACUGAACAGGAAGUUCCUCUGGGUGAACGCUGUGGCCGUCAGACACAACAGCUCACAGGUCCCGCCCGAGGAUGUAACCACGGCGACUUCUGAAGUUCUUCCUGUCCUGCAGUCCUACCCCACACAACCAAUCACAGAACAGAUCCUGGUUGAAACUGUUUCCACGGCGGCACCAUUAGUCAACACAUCUCCUCCUCCAGUGUUGGAUUCCUCCUCUGAGCUUCUGUCCGCUGACUCUGCCGUUGUUUUAUCGCAGUCGUUCACCGAGCAGCUGGCUGAUGUCGCGCCGACUGCAGCUGAGGUCCUGCAGGCGGUGGCGGCAGAACCCAGAUUAGUGGAGCUGGGAUUGGGCUCCUACACCCCGGUGGGGCUGGUCCAGAACCUGCUAGAGUUUGCUCACAUGGAUGUCGGUUUGCCCUGGUGGGGGGCCAUCGUCGUAGGAACGGUGUUUGCUCGUCUGGCCGUGUUCCCGGUCAUCGUGAAGGGCCAGAGGGAGGCGGCCAAGCUGAGCAAUGUUCUGCCCGAGCUGACCAAACUGAAUACCAGGAUGAGCGAGGCUAAAAACAGUGGAAACAAAUUUGACUUUGCCAAGGCCUACUCUGACCUGAACUUGUUCCAGAAGAAGCACGAUGUCAACCCUCUCCGCGGAUUCCUGGUACCUUUGAUUCAGGCCCCAGUCUUCAUUUCCUUCUUCAUCGCGCUGAGGAAGAUGGCCGAACUGCCGGUGCCCAGCAUGCAGAGCGGAGGCCUGCUCUGGUUCCCCGACCUGACGGCAGCAGACCCUUUUUACAUCCUCCCUGUAGUCGUCACAGGAACCAUGUUCUUCAUCCUGGAGUUUGGGGCUGAGUCUGGUGUCGACAACCCCAACCUGAGAACCAUGAAGACUGUGUUCAGGAUCAUGCCUUUUGUCAUCCUUCCUUUCACGAUCAACUUCCCCACGGCGGUGUUCACCUACUGGCUGACCUCCAACUGCUUCUCCCUGUGUCAAGUCGUCCUGCUCAGACACCCAUUGGUCAGAGAGAAGUUAAUGAUCCCGGCAAGGAUCGAGCACCCAACCUCAGCCGUGCCCCAAAAUGAGGGUUUAAUCGCAAGCCUCAAGAAGGGCUGGAAUAACGCUCAACUGGCCCAGCAGCUUUCAGAAAGGGAAAGAAGAAUCAAUAAUCAUCUGGAGAUCGCUUCUAAAGGUCCACUGAGGCAGACUUUUAACCACAAUCCCCUGCAGCAGCCGACCCCCCGCAUAGCCGCAGAAUCAGCUAAAGCAAAGCCAGCUGGCAAGGCGGAAAAGCCAUGGAAGGACACUAUUGAAUAGACAGACUGAUUAUGACUUUUGUAAAUAUUUAUGGAUGGAUAAGAGGACAGUUUGGGAGGAAAGGGUUGUCAUUAUGUAUUAUUCUAAUUAAAAUGUCAAAUCUGCCUCAAAACAA
Notothenia coriiceps (black rockcod) is the source of this 1566-nucleotide messenger RNA. RefSeq names its product mitochondrial inner membrane protein OXA1L-like. NCBI's taxonomy places the organism in Eukaryota, Metazoa, Chordata, Actinopteri, Perciformes, Nototheniidae. The transcript has 10 exons. Gene Ontology annotation, molecular function: membrane insertase activity. The annotation marks the transcript as partial. The record is from RefSeq and is a predicted model, not a curated record. Gene Ontology annotation, cellular component: mitochondrial inner membrane. Gene Ontology annotation, biological process: protein insertion into mitochondrial inner membrane from matrix.